AAAAUAAAACAUACCAUUGGUAUGAAAUUUUGUUGUUUAAUUUUGCUACUAUGUGAUGACGACGAGAGAAGAACAGCCUUCUUGACGAAUCGCCGCUUCCCUGGCACCCGGAUGAGUCCAUUACCCAGUUGGAUGCAAAAUGGCAAAUCCUACAAAAGGAAAUUGUGCCUCUCUGCUUUGGCCUCUUUGGCCAUUGUUUACAUCUUCUGGGCUAGCGUGAGGUGGACUGACGGGAGACAUCUGACCUUUUCCACAUGGACUAAUAGCAUGUGUCCCGGAUAUGUAAACAAGGAAACGAUCACCCGUCUAGACGGUACCAAGCACCUGCUCGUGUCGGCUUACAUGGACCGCAGGUUUCCAGGCAGCGACGUGCGCAUCAUCGCCAUCUUCAAGAGAGAUUCGGAGGAGAAGCUGCUUUGCGUUUUCUGCUGCCAGGGUUCACUCUCCAAAAAGACUCCGGCGAAAGUUCGACCGCAUUCCGACAACUUCGGCUUCCCCUAUGUCACCACCGACGUCCUGUGUCAGAUACCGGCUGGCUGCGAAGGGUCGCACGUGGCCUUGGUUCCUUUCCAGCGCAGUGGGAGAAACCUGAUGUGGCUGCCCGUGAGAAACCAAAAGGAGGCGGGACUGGAAGAGGGACGCCUGCCGUUCAACUUGACAGUGUGCAUCUCCGUCCUGUUUGGAAAGCUUAACAAUGUUCUGCAGGCGGCACAGACCCUGGAGAUGUACAGGUUGCUUGGCGUGGACAAGGUGGUGAUCUACAACACCAGCAGCGGCCCAGAGCUUGAGCGUCUAUUGCGCACCUACAGCCAGGAAGGCUUCCUAGAGAUCAUCCCUUGGCCCAUCGACAGGCAUCUGACACCCUCUAGUGGCUGGCUCUUCUCCGAAAGCGGCGGCGACCUGCACUACUUUGGUCAGCUGACCACGCUGAACGAGUGCAUCUACAGGUCCAUGGAGCGCUCGCGCUACGUCCUACUCAACGACCUGGAUGAGAUCAUCAUGCCGUACCGGCACGACGACCUUCCCUCCCUGAUGAGCGAGCUCCGGCAGCAGCAUCCCUACACCAGCGAGUUCCGCAUCGAAAACCAUAUAUUCCCCAAGACGCGGGCGGAUCCCAGCGGGAAGUUUCGACUACCUCAGUGGGAAGGCGUUCCGGGAAUUAAUAUCCUGCAGCAUUUCUACAGGGAAGAGCCAAGCACUGCUGUUUAUCACCCGUACAAGAUGAUCAUUCGGCCAAGGUUGAUAGAGUACACAUCCGUGCACGAAGUGCUGCAGAAGUCAGGACUUAGUUACAAAGUCCCACGGGAAGUGUGCCGGAUCAUUCACGUCCGUACUCCCCUCCAGGGCUCUCUGACGUUGGAGCAGCUCCACGUGGACAAGCGACUGUGGGACUUUCAUCAAAAAUUGAUUCCCAAUGUUGACCGUGUAUUAAAGCGAGCGGGGCUAAUUAAAACUUAA
Molecule: messenger RNA, 1458 nt
Organism: Nerophis lumbriciformis (worm pipefish)
Lineage: Eukaryota; Metazoa; Chordata; Actinopteri; Syngnathiformes; Syngnathidae
Source: RefSeq, a predicted model, not a curated record